UUCUUCUAUCCUCCCCCCCUCCCUCCCGCGUGUUGGAGUCUCGUAAUUCUUUCGAUUGAGGUUUCCACAUUCCAGGACUUCUUUGAUUCCUUGGUCUGUACCUUUUCUUCUCCUUCGAUUCUCCGAUGCUCGCGACGCUUUGUUCGGAAUGUGAAGAAGGUAGUGCUGCCUGAAGAUGUGUAUGUUGAUAGCUUUUGAUCUCCUGAAUCAUGGAAGUUAGAAAAUGGACCUUAGCAAGUCGAACCUUUCUUUUCAGGAUUGUCGAAGCUGCCUCACACUGCAUUCUAUUCAAUUCGAAAAAGCCUGCCCUUUUCUUCUGAAAGUGUUGUUUCAAUAUGAAUUAUAAUAGACCAAUGGAGGUCCAUUACAUAGAUACGGGCUUUCCUUACACUGUUACUGAAAGUUUCAUGGACUUCUUUGAAGGCAUCACGUAUAUGCCAGCAAAUUGUCUCCACACUGGAUCCAUGCCUGAUCAGGAAAGUGCCAACUGGAUGAUGAAUAUGAGCCCAUAUAAAUAUGACAUGUCUGGCCCUUUGUGUCCAUCAUAUUUUGGUUAUCCUGAAUAUAUCCUUCCCUUACCAAGAGUGGAGGUCUACAGGGGACAGUGGGAAAACCCUUCAACAAUGACCGUUGAGGAACCUGCUACAACAGACACUUUUUCCAGGGGAGAUGGAGUUGCUGGCAUGCAGACUAUACCUGAAGAAUGCAGCCCAAAUCAUCAAGACGCCACUAGUACCCAGGUUGCAUGGCAGCAAGACAGCAUCGAUCCUGAUAAUAUGACUUAUGAGGAAUUACUGGACUUGGGUGAGGCAGUUGGAACUCAAAGCAGGGGCCUUUCCAAAGAACUUAUUGAUCUUCUUCCAGUCUCAAAGUACAAGUUCAGAAGCAUGUUUAAAAGAAAAAAAUAUGGGAAAAGGUGUGUGAUUUGUCAGAUGACAUACAAAAGAGGUGACCAACAAAUGAAAUUGCCAUGCACGCAUGUUUACCAUAGCGAAUGCAUCUCCAAAUGGCUUAGCAUUAACAAGAAAUGCCCGGUUUGCAACGCUGAGGUGUUUUGCGAGGAUUCAAGGAAUUAGCAUUAAGAUGCUGUUAACAGAAGAAAUUUGGAGGCUUCUCUGCUCUAUUACCCCCCCCCCUCUUUUCUUUUCCUAUCUCAUUUUGCCCCCCCCCCUCUUUCAUUAGAAAUCUCACUACACGUAGGUAGGAACACUAGAAAGAACUCAGCCGCUACAUUUUAUGUAAUAAAUAUUCUCUUCACUAGAGACGUCCGUAACAGUCGCAUCUUGUGGUGGUUAAUGAAAUUUGAGUGAUGUAAACUA
Molecule: messenger RNA, 1319 nt
Organism: Prosopis cineraria
Lineage: Eukaryota; Viridiplantae; Streptophyta; Magnoliopsida; Fabales; Fabaceae
Product: E3 ubiquitin-protein ligase BIG BROTHER-like
Exons: 9
Coding region: 336-1076 (246 amino acids)
Biological process (GO): protein ubiquitination; negative regulation of organ growth
Molecular function (GO): ubiquitin conjugating enzyme binding; ubiquitin-protein transferase activity
Source: RefSeq, a predicted model, not a curated record